This is a messenger RNA of Bactrocera neohumeralis, 3141 nucleotides long. RefSeq names its product ATP-binding cassette sub-family G member 1. The record is from RefSeq and is a predicted model, not a curated record. Gene Ontology annotation, molecular function: ATP hydrolysis activity; ATP binding; ABC-type transporter activity. Gene Ontology annotation, cellular component: plasma membrane. The transcript is spliced from 10 exons. NCBI's taxonomy places the organism in Eukaryota, Metazoa, Arthropoda, Insecta, Diptera, Tephritidae. The coding region runs from base 774 to 2840 and encodes 688 amino acids.
UUUGGUUUUUCAACGCGCAACGAGCGAACGCGUCUAACUCAAAGCGCCGUUUGACCGCCCGUUCGAUCACACGACCACCGACCCACCAAACGUUCUCGGCGACCGAUAAUAAAUUGAUACGCGCAACAGUCAAUGCUUUAUUCGUAACAGUGCGCCCAGCGCGUUGUGUCCCAAAUCGUGCCUCUUCUUCUUACAUGGUGCAUACGUAAUAUAUAUACAUAUAUACUUGUGAUUUGUUUCCGUGUUUCAUAUAUACAAAAUCAAAUAUAUAAAUAUUUAUAUAAAUUAUUACAAAUGAAGUGAUAAGAGAUCGUAACUAAAUAAACAGACGUUGAAAUGAUUAAUAAAGUGACUAAAUCUUUGCAAUAGAAAAAGGCCGCCGCAAAGCAGGCUCAGCGAAUUGGUGCAAUCAUCGCCGCAACACUGCCGUUGGCGCAAAUUAUGACAAAACAUAUACAGACAUCACAAACAAACAUACAUUUCAAACAGCUACCAGAAAAGUGGCAAACAUUUAAGCGCACACAAACACACACAUGCGAGUAUGUCGUAGAUGCAUGUGAGUAAGCGUUUCGUAAACUAACGAAAAUCAAGCGUGAUAGUGACAACAACAACAAUACUAAGCAGCUCAAGAGUCACCAGCGCAGAAGUCGCGUUUUAGAGUGCAAUCGUUGCAAACAAGACAAGCAACAACAACAAUAUCAACCACAAAACAAUAACCGCUAACGGCAUAACAACAAACACCUUCCCCACAAAGCCAAAAGCCAGCAACUAGGAUGGAUUCGACAACAGAUACCGGCUGCAGCGACUCGUACAACAGUUACGGUAAAUCACACUCCAGCGACACCUCGCUCAGCUACGGCAGCGACAUAAAUGCGAUCAGUGUGGAUUUGGGCGAUGGUGAUAAUAUCUCAUGCAGUGGCCUAAAGUACCUGCCAACUUGGCCGGCGAUUAAUUUGGAAUUUCGGGACUUGAGCUACGAGGUCUACGAUGUACACACGAAGGCACGGAAACCGCUGCUGCGCGGCAUUAACGGACAGUUUCGUGCGCACGAGCUAACCGCCAUUCUGGGCCCGUCGGGAGCGGGGAAAACGACGCUACUCAACCUACUGGCCGGCUAUGGCGCUAGGAAAACAUCCGGUGAAAUUUGCGUCAAUCACAGCCCGCGCGAUAUGAGAGUUUUCCGCAAAAUGUCACGCUACAUCAUGCAAAACGAUGUGCUGGAUCCACAUUUCACGGUGCUGGAGGCGAUGCUGCUGGCCGCGCACCUAAAACUGGGCAAUGACUUGAGCCACGCGCAGAAGUUGGAAGUGAUCGAUGAGAUACUACGCAUGUUGGGUUUGAAGAAAGUGCAAAACACCAUCACGUUGCGUCUGUCCGGCGGCGAAAAGAAGCGCUUGUGCAUCGCACUGGAGCUGGUGAAUAAUCCACCGGUGAUAUUUCUCGACGAGCCUACCACCGGUCUCGAUGAUAUCUCAAGUUCACAAUGCAUCUCUCUGCUGCGCGGUAUUGCGCAUCGCACAGGACGUACCGUUAUUUGUUCAGUCCACACGCCAUCCGCCAAAGUCUUCGAUAUGUUCGAUAAGGUCUACAUAUUAGCCAAGGGACAGUGUAUUUAUCAGGGUUCGGGCGCCAACAUCGUGCCUUAUAUGAAGCAUAUUGGUCUCACAUGUCCGCGUACUUAUAAUCCGGCCGACUUUAUCAUUGAGGUUGCCUGUCAAGAAUAUGGUACGCACUAUCAUGAGCCAAUGGUCGAAGCUGUUGAAAAUGGUAAGGUCUAUCGCUGGACGCCACAUCGGGAGCACAGACAAAUUAAAGCGGACGCAACGAACAAAUCAGACACAACGUCCGGUGCCUCGUCCUUCGAUGAGUUGGAGCAGUUCGAGGAGGAAAUCAACCCGAAAUUGUUGAAGCAGAAAGCAUCUUGGUGGAUGCAAUAUAAACUGCUGCUGGCGCGUAUGAUGGUGCAGAUGUGGCGCGAUAAGUCCUAUAUAAAGCUACGAUUCUAUAUGAACAUCGUUCUGGCGUUGAUUAUUGGUAGCAUCUACAGGGGUGUGGGCGACGAUGCCUCAAAAGCCUUCUUUAAUUUCGGUUUCGCUUUCACGAUAAUUAUUGCCUAUUUAUAUCUGCCAAUGAUGCCAGUAUUAUUACAAUUUCCGACCGAGAUGAAAUUUCUAAAACGGGAGUACUUCAAUCAGUGGUAUCACCUGAGUUCAUAUUACGCCGCAAUGAUUUCCUCCAAAUUGCCUUUUAUGUUCGUGCUGGCCGUCAUCUACCUUAUUAUGGUCUAUAUUAUGUCCAGUCAGCCUUUGGAGCUUUUCCGUUUUUGCAUGCUCUUCCUGAUAGCUUUUUUAACCGCUAUGACAUCGGAAAGUUUGGGUCUCUUAAUAUCGUCACACCUUAGUCUGGUGAAUGCCAUGUUCAUGGGUCCUGUUGUCGCUGUACCGCUUAUACUACUCUCCUGUUAUGGCAUCGGUUAUGGCAAGGCGGUAUAUAUACACCCUUUAAUGCGCUACUUAAUGCAACUCAGCUACUUGCGUCACGGCAUGGAGGGUCUGGUCGCCGCUCUGUACGGUUACGAUCGUGAGGAUCUACAUUGUCCGGAAACUGAAGUGUUCUGUAUGUUUAAGAAGUCGAAAUUCUUGCUUAUGAUUCUCGGUUUCGAGAAUUUGAACUACGUCUUUUCGGUUGCCUGCCUCGUGCUGUUCUAUAUAAUAUUCACUCUCGCUGCCUACUUUAUGAUUCGUCAACGACUCUCACUCCGAACCUCAAACAAUGUGAUCGUGCAAUAUGCAAAGCAAUUCCUGGUGAAGCAUCUCAAUUUCUCUUCAUACAAUUACUAGCGGUGCUCGAGGGUAUAUUUUACAUAUUCGUAAAACAAACUUUUUGUACAAAGAGUAUUUAUUGUGACUUUUAACACUUAGUAUGGAAGGGAGCUUAGAAUUUUAAGAAAACUUUUGCAUCAUGUACUACUUAAAUAGAAUAGUCGUUUUGCCAUUAAAAACCCGAAGUAUCACCUUGUGAUCGUUUUAAAAUAGUUGUUAAGGUUAAGUGCUUAACCCGGUGGACUAAAGUGAUAUUAAAUUUAAGUGAUUGUAUAAACUUUACUAAUCAAUAAAGCAAAAUUUUGUAAUGUGAAAAAAG